Messenger RNA from Triticum urartu, 2395 nucleotides. RefSeq lists its product as uncharacterized. Gene Ontology annotation, molecular function: calmodulin binding. Lineage: Eukaryota; Viridiplantae; Streptophyta; Magnoliopsida; Poales; Poaceae. The record is from RefSeq and is a predicted model, not a curated record.
CCACGCUUCUCCCUCCACCUCCCCCCUCUCUCUCCCCCAAAGCGUUAGCGGCAACCUCCCUCUCCUCGCUCACGGAUCAUUCCACCGGCACAUCCGUACCACACGCAGCCGUUCUGUUCGUCGGUUUGGCGGCGAGCGGCGGAAGCACGAGGUACCUACCUAGUAUAUACAGAAGCAAUCUCUCCUUUCCUGUCCUCCUCUGCAUUGGUCUCCGGCCGUCCAUGCGUUUUCGCUAGCUGCCUCCCCGACCCGACCGAUCGAGCAUCGCAUCUCUGGAGUCCUUGCAAUCAAGCUAGGACCGGGAGCAGGACGUCGGUCAGCAGCAUCCUUGCUUCUAAAUGACCGAGGAGGUGAUCAAACAGGCUAUCACUUCAACAACUCCUGCAUUAGCGGAGUCGAAGAAAGAAGAUCUCCGGAUAAAUACCACUGAAAUCAUAGAUGGCAACAGUGUGCCGUCCUACCUGAGGAGGAAAGAGAAGCCAGUUCCACAUUACCAGAGAGCGUCCACUGGCUCUUGCCAUGACAACUGCAAACUUGGUAUUCAUCAUUCUUCCGAGUCUAAGAAAUACUCGCCUGUUCAUGGCUGGCGUCAGGACCGCGCGAACGCCAGGAAUGGAACACACGACCUGGCUCAGGCUGUAGUCAUCCCACAAGGAGACAAAGCAAGAAACAAGAGUCAGAUGCUGAAUAUUUCUCAUGUAAAAGAUGACGCUGGUCCUGGUAAGCCUGAAUUUACCAAGCAAAAGCCAUCACUGAAAGGAGUACCUGGUCGUCUUGAAAGCUCUCCAUGUGUAGAGUUGUUAUCAGAUGAAGUAUCUGGAACUGUUGUGGCUGGAAACCAGCCAGACUGUGCGAAGUGCCUCAUCAUCUCACUUGAUGACUUGUCAAGCUGUGGAGAUGGACAAUUGUCAGAAGGAGCUGUAAGCAUUGAGCUGGAUAUGCCGUUGGCCAUCCAGGACAGGGAUGAGUCUGACGAUCAUAGUACGGAUCAUUCUGCAAAUGACUCUGUAAGUUCAGAGAACAUGACUAAGCAGCCUGUGAUGGCAUCGGAGAAGCACAGACAAGAUAAGGACCUGACUAAACCACAGAGUUUCUCCCAGGGGUCUGUGAAACAGAACAGGAAAGCAACACCAAGUAUAACCAGAAGCAGUAUGUCAAAGCAGAAAAGCGGAAUAACAUCACAUGAGAAGGUUGCAGGUACAUCAGCUGGAAGCGCCGAUGGACCAAGGACAACGGCAAAAAAGGCAGAUCCUAGUGCUACUAACAAGUUCAGCCCGGAGAGGAAACUCAACUUGAUUGUCACAUCAACUCUUCCAAGGGUGAAGAAAAUCAAAGCACCAUCACCAGCUAGCGUGAUGGAAUCGUGUGCCAAACCUGCUACAAAUAAGCAUGCUCCAUCUCCAUCACCUCCUUCAGGGAAGCAAACUGAAAGAAAGAUUACACUGAAUAAUGUUGCCAAGAAUGCUCAAAUUUGGCAAAACAAGGGAGAAGAAAAGGUUACAUUGAGUCCACUGAAGCUGUCUCGUUCUACAGUGAGAGCAGUCAGGAAAGAAACUUCUGCUUCCCCAGUGAAGAGUAAGAAGGUUUAUGGGAUAGAAAGUUUUUCUGGGUGCAAGGAUAAAAUAUCAAAGACAGCUUCGCAAAAAAUACGAAAACCAGACGUUAACAACAAAGAGAGACAAUCUCACAAAGAAAAUGGGGCUAUUGCAAGAACUGAAAUUGCAGGAAGGCCAAAGAUAACAUGCACGCCCUCAGGCGUCAUCAUGAAGUCGCCUCGCAUGCUGAGGUUUCGCCGUGGCAAGGUGCUGAACCUUGGCAGCAACUCUGACAACAGCACUCCCAGACGAGUACAGUUCAGGCCUGCAGAUGCUACAGAUGACGUCAACAGAAGCAAGUAUCCUGCCAGACGCAGAAUCACCAAGAACAAUGAAGCUAAAGCUUCUGCUGCAUCAAAAGAUUCAGGUGCUUCAAGAGCUGAAGUUGUUGUCCUGAGGCAUCAGGGUGCCAAUGACAAAAAGAAGAGCGAGCCGCGAUUAUUCAACAAUGUGAUCAAGGAGACCGCGAGCAGGCUCGUUGAGGCGAGGCGGAGCAAAGUGAAGGCCCUCGUUGGCGCAUUCGAGACAGUGAUCUCGCUUCAAGGUAUAAAGCAAGGCAGACCCAGCAUUUCCUGACCUGAAGUUUGCCACGUGAAAUUCAAGUAAAUGUGGGGGUCUCUGGAGUUUCCAUGUUAGAGGUUUCCUAUUGGAGUUCUUGUGCACAUUCCUUUGCUUUGGGUUCACAGGCCUACAGAUAAGAAAAAUCACCGAAUAGGAAUAAUUUACUGUGCUGGUAUACUAAACUAAACUUUGUUUCAGUUUACCUAAUCCCAAGAGAGAUUUGCCAAAAUUGUCUUUUA